This is a messenger RNA of Staurois parvus, 514 nucleotides long. The record is from the annotation of a GenBank genome assembly. Lineage: Eukaryota; Metazoa; Chordata; Amphibia; Anura; Ranidae.
AUGAGUGCUUCCCAUGCAGCAAUUGCUCCUUUGACGCCUUGUAUGGAAGGCCUACCUCCACUCCCAAAGAGCCUUAGUGGUCUGCUCAAUUCAAGCGGGGGUUCAGGGUGGAGAGAUCUGGAGAGAGUCUAUGCGCAGAAGUCCCGUAUUCAGGAUGACUUAAGUCGUGGAGGCUCCAGCGGAGGCUCUCAUACAAUACCAAAGCCGCCCAACCUUGAUGCUGCAUUUGGCUUUGCUUAGGAAAGAAAUGGUUGGGCUUAGACAACUCGACAUGUCUCUCCUGUGCCAGCUAUAUUCGCUUUAUGAAUCCAUUCAAGAAUAUAAAGGCGCUUGUCAGGCUGCUUCCAGCGCAGAAUGUUCAUAUGCGAUGGAGAAUGGUUUUUUUGAUGAGGAAGAGGAGUACUACCAAGAAGCCAGUGCCCUUCAUAAGGGUGGGAGAGAAGACUCUGAAGGAAACCUUGUUUUGACUGUACCUACCCUCUCCAAUGAGGACUGGAUACUAGAGAACAUUUGA